Cynocephalus volans (Philippine flying lemur) is the source of this 4485-nucleotide messenger RNA. RefSeq names its product leucine rich repeat containing 9 (gene LRRC9). The coding region runs from base 1 to 4485 and encodes 1494 amino acids. The record is from RefSeq and is a predicted model, not a curated record. NCBI's taxonomy places the organism in Eukaryota, Metazoa, Chordata, Mammalia, Dermoptera, Cynocephalidae. Gene Ontology annotation, molecular function: protein binding. The transcript is spliced from 32 exons.
AUGAUUGAAAGUGGAAACCUAAACCAGGAAGAAAUAAUUAAAGAACUGUGUUUGUGCAAUGGUUUAUCUUAUGAGAAGGUUGGACAAGAAGGAUCAGACACUUCAAAACUGGAGAUGUUCUUCUCAGGGUAUCCCCAUAUAGUUGGAUUAUCAUUAUUUCCUAACUUAACAAGUCUUACAAUUGUUGCUCAAGAUAUAAAAGAAAUUUCAGGGUUAGAGACUUGUUUACAACUUAAAGAACUUUGGAUUGCUGAGUGUUGCAUAGAGAAAAUUGGAGGUCUUCAAGAAUGUAGAAAUUUGGAAAAACUAUAUUUAUAUUAUAAUAAAAUAUCCAAAAUAGAAAAUUUAGAGAAAUUAAUUAAAUUGGAAGUUCUUUGGCUGAACCACAAUACAAUUAAAAGUAUUGAGGGCUUGCAAACUUUGAAGAAUUUAAGUGAUCUCAACCUUGCUGGAAAUUUCAUAAGCAGCAUUGGUCGAUGUCUUGACCCCAAUGAGAAACUGGAAAAAUUAAACCUUUCUGGUAAUCAAAUAUGUUCCUUCAAGGAACUCACUAACUUAACCAGGCUGCGUUGCUUAAAGGAUUUAUGUCUGAAUGAUCCUCAAUAUAAAAGCAAUCCAGUUUGUCUGCUGUGUAAUUAUUCUACACAUAUGUUGUAUCACUUGCCAUGCCUUCAAAGACUUGACACGUUUGAUGUGUCAGCAAAGCAAAUCAAGGAACUGGCAGAUACCACAGCAAUGAAAAAAAUAAUGUAUUACAAUAUGCGUAUAAAAACUGUUCAGAGGCAUCUUAAUGAAGAUCUUGAAAAACUGAAUGAUCGAAAAUGUAAAUUACAAAAGUUGCCAGAAGAACGGAUAAAAUUAUUGAGCUUUGUGAAAAAAAAUUUGGAACAAGAACUGGCUGAACUCAAGGGUUCCAGCAAAGGGCACAACGAUAAAUCCAAUAAUAAUAAAGUAACUGAGCUUGAAAAAUCAAAGAAUUGUGAAACUGUCACAGAAGAACCAAGUCUUCAGCAAAUGAUACAGGCCAAACUAAAUGCCUUGAAUGAAAGGGUAACAUUCUGGAACAAAAAACUAGAUGAAAUUGAAGCAAUUUAUCGUAUUGAAGUAAAGCAAAAGAAGAAAAGCCAUGGCUUAUUGAUCCCAUUUUUGUUAAUUGAGUUGGAGACUGUGGGAAAUAUCCAUUUUGAAGAAGGCACUCGAUCUGAUGACUGGUUUAAUUCCUGCAAUGAAUUAAUCCUAUCACGUUUUUGUACAUGGGACUUCAGAACGUAUGGUAUUACAGGAGUAAAAGUAAAACGUGUCAUUAAAGUCAACAAUCGUAUACUGAGACUAAAAUUUGAAGAGAAAUUUCAAAAGUCUUUGGACAAUGAAGAUAUGCAUGAUUCAGAGAGCUAUCGAAAGAUGCUGGAAUGCCUUUUUUAUGUUUUUGAUCCCGAAGUUACAGUGAAGAAAAAGCAUCUGCUACAAAUACUUGAAAAAGGAUUCAAAGAGAGUGAAACAAGCAAGCUGCCUCUCAGAAAAGAAGCCGUUGUUCUUGCUAAUAACCUAAGUAUAUGUGAGUGUCCCAGAAUUGAAUUUCUACAGCAAAAGUACAAGGAUGAGAAGAAAAACUCUCUUGAGCAUGAGCUCUUCAGACAUGGCAUCCUACUCAUUACAAAGGUUUUCCUUGGCCAGAGUGUUCAGGCUUGUGAACAAGAAUCCAUCAAUCAAGCCAACUAUCCAAUGGUUAAUUCAGUGUUCAUUCCUCGGAAAUAUUUAUUAAAUUCCAUGCUGGGACAAAGAAACUGUGAUUGUGGCUUUCGGCAGUGCAAGUGGUUUGUCUUUGAUCAUGACCUUGUUUUGCCAGAAUACAUUGUUGAAUUUGAAUACAUUACAGUGGUCAAGCCUCAGUCUUUAUUUUCUUCAUUCAACAACAUUAUUGUAGAAGAAAGCAAAAAAAUUUCAGAAGGAUCAUUAUUGUCCCAAGAUUUGAAAUUUGAUGAUGAAGUUAUGAAAAUGGAGCCCAGGAUUAAGCCCCGACCAAAACUUAUUAGUUUGGAUGAUAAAACAAUACUUUCCAUUGCCAAGACUAGCAUUUAUAGUCGUAUUGUGAGUCUGAAUCUACAUGGAAACAGCUUGAGUAAAUUGAGAGAUCUCUCCAAGUUAACAGGACUUCGAAAACUGAAUAUUAGCUUUAAUGAAUUUACUUGUUUAGAUGAUAUAUACCACUUGUAUAACCUUGAAUAUUUGGAUGCAAGCCAUAACCAUGUGAUAACCCUUGAGGGAUUUAGAGGUCUGAUGAAACUAAAGCACUUAGACUUGAGUUGGAAUCAACUGAAAAAAUCUGGCGAUGAAAUAAAUAUGUUAUGCAAACAUACCACAAGCCUUCUUACUCUUGAUAUUCAACAUAAUCCAUGGCAAAAGCCAGCCACAUUGAGGCUGAGUGUUAUUGGCCGAUUAAAGACUCUUACUCACUUAAAUGGACUCCUCAUUUCUGAAGAAGAAGCAACAGCAGCUAUGAAAUUUAUUACUGGAACAAAGAUUACUCAGUUAUCUCUCUUACGACGUUCUAGCACUGAGGAGGAGAGACCACGGAUACUUAGUAUAUGGCCUUCUGCCAAAAUUCUGACACAGAUUUCAAAGUUAGGACCACAUUUACAUCCGAGUGGAAACUGGUACUUGAAGAUAACUGCCUUAAAUUUAGAUGGGCAACAUCUCUUUGAAAUCACAAAUUUAGAAAAAUUGGAAAAUUUGAAAUGGGCAUCAUUCAGCAAUAAUAAUCUCACUAAAAUAGAAGGAUUAGAAUCCUGUAUUAACUUGGAGGAGCUAAUAUUAGAUGGAAACUGCAUCUCAAAGAUAGAAGGCAUUUCCAAGCUGACUAAAUUAACCCGCCUCAGCAUAAAUAAUAAUCUUCUCACUGGUUUGGAAAAGCAUACUUUUGAUGACAUGCUUCAUCUUCACUCCCUUUCUCUUGGGAACAACAAAAUCACUUCAUUGAUUGGUUUACAAAAAACUUUUACUCUAAUUGAAUUAUACAUAAGCAAUAACUAUAUUACUGUCAAUCAGGAGAUCUACAAUUUAAAGGGUUUAUGCAACUUGGUCAUUCUAGACACAUAUGGAAACAUUAUUAUAUGGAAUCAAGAAAACUAUCGGUUGUUUGUAAUAUUUCAUCUUCCAGAACUGAAAGCUUUGGAUGGAGUCUCAAUUGAACCACUGGAGACUGAGAGUGCAAAAGAUUUAUUUGGUGGCAGACUUACUUCUGACAUGAUUGCAGAACGACAGGGACAUUCAAAUUUCACCCAAAUGGAAGAAAUAAAUUGGACUUCAUCAUCCAUCAGAACUGUGGAUUUGAUUCCAGUUGACCGAUUUAGAAAUGUGUGUAAUGUGAAUCUACAGAACAAUAAUCUUACCUCAUUCAGUGGAUUAAUCUAUCUGCCUAAUGUUAAGGUCUUAUGUCUCAACAAUAAUCAUAUUGAAUCAAUCAUGCCCAGACUAAAACCUCAGACUCACUUAACUAACAGGCAACUACUCUACCAGAAAGUGCCUUCAAGUGGCUAUGGACAGCAAGGAACUUCACAAAAAAACAGAGAUACAAUGAGCAGUGAAAAUUUACCUCCAGUGAUGCUCAGUUUAGAAGUUCUUCAUUUGGGCUACAAUGGAAUUUGUAAUUUAAUCCAGCUACAACUUAACAGGCUAAGAAAUUUAAAAUUUCUCUUUCUACAGGGGAAUGAAAUUAGUCAAGUUGAAGGGCUUGACAAUUUAGUAGUCCUUCAAGAAUUGGUAGUGGACCAUAACCGCAUCAGAGCAUUUCAUGACAGUGCUUUUGCCAAACCAAGUUCUCUGUUGGCACUUCACCUGGAGGAAAACAGACUGCGAAAACUGAGCAAAUUACAACCUUUGGUAAAACUAGAGAAACUCUUCCUAGGAUAUAAUAAAAUACAGGAUAUUGCUGAACUGGAAAAACUUGACGUUAUCUCUUCUCUCAGAGAGCUUACAGUGUAUGGCAAUCCAAUUUGUAGAAAAAUGCUACAUCGCCACGUGCUCAUAUUUCGACUGCCUAAUUUACAGAUGUUAGAUGGAAUUCCUGUGAAUUCAGAUGAUAGGGCAAAAGCUGAACUUCACUUCUCUGAACUACAAGCAAAGAAAAAUUUGUCUAUUCCUGUUACCAGCUCUCUUAUGGAUGGUGGAUCAUCUGGCCAAAUGAAAGCUCCUCCCGUAAAGAUAACAAAUGUAGUUCUUCCUGGUGGAUUUAGCCAUUACUUGGCAUCUGAUUUCACUUUAACUCCUGAAGUUGAAGACAAAAAAAACAAGAAUGCAGGGAUUGUGACAAAUAAUCCUCGGAGCAUCCAUGCAGAAAUAGCUUUUCAGCAACUCAGAGGCAUAAAUCUCUCUUCAUCCCUCCUGUCACCUCAGAAUAUUGCAUCUCCAACUGCACAAACGUACCAGAGCAACCAAGAUGAGGGAAGAAUUCCUGGGAGCAACUUUCCAAGAUCAAAUCGAAUGUAA